AUGCCCGUGGAACUCGUCAUCGGUGUCGUCGGGCUCGCCAUCCAGGCCAUCGACACGUCGCAGAGAGUCAAGUCUGUGAUCAAAGACUACCACUCCGCACCACGAGAAAUCCAGCGACUCGAAACGAAGCUCGAGUUUGUCGAAGGCCAAUGCGCUCGCAUCAAAGACAUCUUCCGGAAUGAGAACGUCGACCAAUGUCAACGUCUCAUCAGCGAGGCCAUGAGCGAGAAGCUACUGCGCGACAUUGAUGGUACCAUCAAAAAGCUCGAACAAAUUCUCACUGAAUUGCAGAAGAGGGCUCCAAAGAAGGGACUGAUCGGCGGGCCAGGAACGCUUUUCGUCAAGCAGAAGGAUUCCAUUCAGAAGCUGGUCGCCGAGCUGGAUAGUGACCUCGCCAUGCUUGACCGAGCACUGACGCCUGAUAUUUAG
Molecule: messenger RNA, 429 nt
Organism: Verticillium nonalfalfae
Lineage: Eukaryota; Fungi; Ascomycota; Sordariomycetes; Glomerellales; Plectosphaerellaceae
Exons: 1
Coding region: 1-429 (142 amino acids)
Source: RefSeq, a predicted model, not a curated record